UCAAGGCCUACAAUGAGGCUCCAGCCAGAGCACAGGGUCAGAGAAGCUACUCCCAGGGUGGACCCGACACCUCCAUACCGACGCGCAACGGAACAUCUUCCAAACUGGUGAACCAGGGAGGGGUCCACAGCCACAACCGAAUCCAGCGACAGCGUUCGCUAAAGAACAGCAGUGAUGACUCCGUCAAGUGGUCUAGACCACAUCAGAGUUCCUAUCAACUUUCACAAGAUUUGCACGAUAAGCAGGUUGAAAUGUUGGAGAGGAAGUACGGCGGCUCUAUAAGAUCGAGGCGAGCCGCUAGAACGAUACAGAGAGCCUUCCGCCAGUACUGUAUGAACAAAAACUUCCAGAAACUUCGUCAUUCUUACGGUGAACGACGUCUGUCAAAAAGAUUGUCUGAACUGGGGCGCAGCAACACAGUGUGGUCAGACAGGCUGUCUACUGACCUCACCGGAACUACAGACAAUAACGGGGCCAUCCACAAUCGUGCCAAUGAGGAGGAGAAUUAUUUCGGACGCAGUAUCAGGAGCAUGGUGGCCGAUUUUGAAAACGCCAGCAGGUAUUCUGACUACCCUUUGAAGAUGAAGUAUGAUGCUGUUGCCACAACGGCGGAUAUGCCUCGGCCGGUUACAGAACGGUUGAUGUACAUGCAGACACCAGAUCGUCAAGCCGGGGUGGUGUUUCCGCAGGGGAAGAAGAGCCACCUAAUCCACCUGAGCCACAGUUCCUUCAGCAGUCCUGAUUUUUACUCAGAUGAAUGCUACGGCAGAAGCACCAGGUCGAAGAGCACCAGCGUGAGCAGCCAAGGAAGUAACACGAGUGGUGGGGAUGCUUACUAUGGCUCGGAUUCGAACACCAAGGAGCAGUUCGAGUCUAAUUCAACCAGUGGGGGUGGUGAUUUCAUGAGGACGCCCGCAGUUGAGAAUACUGCCGUAGACCCCCUCAGUAUGGACUUUGAGGCUUUGCUGGAGAGUAAGGAGACGGAUAUUCUCACGGACAGUUUCCACAGUGAAGGCAGUUUUAACCAGGAUGCAGCUAUGGCUGGUGGUCAUCCUGGACUGACCAAGAGAUCUUCCAUUCCUGGAUCUAAACUCGUUGACCACGCGUCAGACCUAAAUCGGGUUUCAUCAUCUCCAGUCGGGUCUUUUGACAGCUUCCGGACAAUCUCUAUAGACCCUAAGGAUUACAUAUCUGAUCAUUCUGACAGUACUGAUACUACAGUUAACCCAGCAAUGAUGGAUCACAAUAGCCCAGCCUUUGUCAAAGAAGACAUAACUGCUACCCACAUGAAAUAUUACAUGAUAAAUCCACAAUUCAGACAUUCAAACAGAGAUACAGCGGCACCACAGUCCCCACGUAAUGUUGCUGUAGUGCCCCCUACAAGAGCUGCGGGUUUCUCACCAACCUGGCCCAGAAAGGAAAUUGAGCCUAGCGAUGACCAAGUCCCUAAUGGAGGUUUGCCCGCGAAGAAAGGGGAAGCCAAAAGAAUGAGUAACAUUUCAGAGGCCAGUGAAGCAAGUACUAGUGAGGGCAACAGUUCCAGAGCUCAUAGCUCAGGAAAUGUGAGCUCUGACAACGUGACUGUGUUGAGUAGUGAGACCCCACUAAGUUAUCAACGGAAGCUCAGGAUGAAUAUUAUUACCAACGAAUCGCACAACAUAUCUAAGACAAACGACAAGGUUAGAAAACGCCUGUACAGAAUUGGACUUAACCUUUUUAACAA
Candidula unifasciata is the source of this 1723-nucleotide messenger RNA. The record is from the annotation of a GenBank genome assembly. Lineage: Eukaryota; Metazoa; Mollusca; Gastropoda; Stylommatophora; Geomitridae.